CUAUUGCUUUAUCAUUGAAAGAGACUGACAAUGCAACAACCUCAUCAUCAUCAUCAUUAUCAUCUCAACCAAACACACAGUCCAUGUCCAAUUCAAAUCAAAAGUCUAGUUUAUAUCCAUCAUUUUCACAAAUUCCAUUUAGUUCAUUGUCAAAUUAUUCCACAUCAACAUCGACAACAUCAUCAUCGUCAUUACCGUCAAACACUCCGAAAACAUCAUCAUCAACAACAACAGCAAAUCCUUACAAUUCCAAAGGAUACGUCAAAGCGCUGUAUGAUUUUGAAGCCGCAGAAGAUAAUGAAUUAUCAUUCAGAGCUAAUGAAUUCAUUCUACUCUUAAAUGAUUCCGAUGAGAAUUGGUGGUUUGGCAGUAAUCAUCAUGGUCAUCAAGGUUUAUUCCCUGCCCAGUUUGUUGAACGUUGUACACUGGACAAUGGUAAAUCUGUCCAGUCGAAUCCCGGUGAAAUUUCUUCACAGCAUACAAACAGAGAAAAUCAUGAUCAUGGUGAUCAUCAUCAUCAAUCUGUCAAAAAAUUUAUUCCACAGCUGGAUGAGAAAAAAAUCGACGAGUGUUUACGUUUAAUUACUACUGUUGAUCCUACUGGUGAAUAUCAACAAGAUCCACCGGAAUUAAGUCAACUGGAAGCUGAAUGUACUGCAAUGAUUCCACUUGUUGAUCCUGAAUUAAAAUUAAUCGAUAAAAAGAUGAUUAUGCUGACCGAAUUGAAUCAACGCUUACUGGAUGCAUUUCAAUUGUAUCAUGAUGUGAUGGCACGUCAAAAUUUGUCAUCCAAUGCUUAUUAUACCGGAAUGUUGCCUAAUACCGGUGCUGUGACUGCCGACGCAGCAGCAGCGGCGGCGGCCGCCGCCGCGGCCGUCAAUCAGACAAAUCCUUAUUUACUACCAGGAAAUCCUCCGAAUGUAUAUUCAUAUAACCAGCAAAUAUCAUCGAUGCCUAAUAAUAAUUAUAUGAUGAAAUCGUCGCCUACAGUACCUAUG
Messenger RNA from Schistosoma turkestanicum, 998 nucleotides. Lineage: Eukaryota; Metazoa; Platyhelminthes; Trematoda; Strigeidida; Schistosomatidae. The record is from the annotation of a GenBank genome assembly.